Messenger RNA from Thamnophis elegans (Western terrestrial garter snake), 3389 nucleotides. RefSeq names its product protein FAM111A-like. Lineage: Eukaryota; Metazoa; Chordata; Lepidosauria; Squamata; Natricidae. The coding region runs from base 236 to 2197 and encodes 653 amino acids. The transcript has 3 exons. The record is from RefSeq and is a predicted model, not a curated record.
CGGGGACCGCGCUGGUAUCUUUCAAGGCCCAAAUCACCGCCCCGGAAAAGAAGUUUGAGGAAGCAAAUCACUUUGUCUAAGCCGUCCCCGCCUUUCGCACAGCCUGCGCCACAACUUGCGGAGUCGUUUCUCCCUUGUUUUGGGGGUCCUGGGAGGUUUGCUGAGGUCUCCCCGUUGUCAUCGUCCCUUUCCAACCCUCGGCUGAUAGAAAGCUCCCUGUAAAGCAGCAAUAAGGAUGGACCAGUUGAAAGAUGAUCCCAUUGCUGGAACCGGUGAUGAAAAGCCAAAGAUCAAAGAAGAAGUUGACAAUGAAUAUGAUUUUCCUGAAGAAAAUCCAACAAGUUGCAAGGAUGCAAGCGAAGAAAAACGAACAUUCCUGGUGACAUUAAAUAGUAAAGAUGGGAGGAAGCAUGAAGUGAGAGGCAGACUUACUGACAGUCUCCUUAGUGCCCUCAAGUCUAAUACAUCUAUUUGUGACUGGAUGGAGAGAAAGGAGGGGGAAGAGUUCCACUUAAUAGAGAAGGAAGAGAAGUCGAAUAUCUUUGUCAAUAUGGGAAUGCCUUUAAAGUAUGUACCUAAUGGCUCACAAUUUGAAUUGAAGUUCCACCCAGCAACUAAUGAAAUAUGGUAUCGCCAAUAUGAUGAUGUAAAAGAAGAAUGUAUAGUGUUCUGUGUCCAUAAAAAAGUUUCUAUAAUGAAAACCCGUAGAGCACAGCAACGUAGGUUAGUCAAAAGCCUCCAGCUACAUAAAGAACAUUGCGUAUUUCGUAUCUGUGCCCCUAAAGGAGAAUCCAUAAAAGAUGCCGUGUGCAAAGAUGGCCGCUUUAUGCAAUUCCUGAAAGAAGAGAAUUGGACUCUGGAUGAUGGUUCAAUAAGCAAAAAUAUUGAUUUUCCAGUUGAAAGCUUAUCAGACCAGGUUAUUUAUGAGAUUGGGGUGGAGUCUAAGAAAAAGACUGCCAGACAUAGUGAUGAUCUAAACAAGAAACAGAAUGAUUCAGAUUUGGGGGAGAGACAGCUUAGUAAUCUUGCAAAGCCAAAGCCACGGCCGGACUUAGAGGAGGGACAGCCCAGUACUUCUAAAAGACAACAGAGAGAGCUGGAUUGUGAGCAGGGACAGCCCAGUACUUCUAAAAGACAAAAGCCAGAGUCGGAUUGUGAGCAAGGACAGCUCAGUACUUCUAAAAGACAACAGCAGGAGGACUCUGAAUUGCGGGUCCUACACUUGUAUCCUAAGCUGAAGGAAGAAAAAGAAAACAUUGCCAAAUUUUUGAGAGGUAAAAAUAAUCUUGAAGUUUAUAAAAGAAACUUUGGCAAGGAGAUGAAUGACUCUCUUUCAUGCAAGUUGGUUAGGAUUCUUGCUAAAAAUAUGGAUUCAGUUGGAUAUAUAGGGAGACAAACCCCAAAAGGUUUUGAAGGGGUUGGAACUUGCUUCGUUCUCCGUGGUAGAUGUAUAUUAACGUGUCACCAUGUAAUAAGGGACAUAGUUGGAGAAGGAAUUGAACCAAAGGACUGGGGAAAUAGAAUUAAGCAGUUAGCCCGUGUAACUUUCUGUUACGAAACUUUCUCUUAUGAAGAACCUCAUCGUAUGGAACCAUGGUUCUCAUUGGAGAACUGGUUUGAAGUAACAGAUGUGGAUCUUGAUUUUGCUGUGCUGAAAUUGGAAGAAAAUGGAAGUAAUAGUCAUCCUCCACCAGGACUGUUGCAUUUACUUUCCCCACCACAACUAAAUGGUCCCAUUUUUAUCAUAGGUCACCCCAAAGGAGAAGUCAAGUCUAUGGAUGUUUGUCUUGUUGUCAGUAUACCUGAACGUGACAAGGCAAUUGGGGAUCAUUUGCAGAAACAUAAAGAUAUCUGUGUGUGUAGUUACAGGCCAGAGAAAUGCAUCCAUAGGUAUAAUCCAGAAAAUUUUAAGAGAUAUAGAAAUGAUCGUAACAUUGUCACUUAUGAUACCUGUUUUUUCGGGGGGUCAUCGGGUUCACCGGUGUUUAAUCAAAAUGGGGAGCUUGUUGCUUUGCACGCUGCUGGAUUUCUUUAUGAAAAGAAUCACAAAGAAUGCAGCAUAAUUGAAUUGGGCUAUUUAAUUGACUCAAUUAUUUUAAAAAUUAAAUCCACAUUUAAACCUUGGUAUGAUGCUAUAAUUGCUCCUGAUGAGGAUGCAUUUGUGAGUGAAGCAGGGGAGGAAAUGGAUUGCAAUUAAUAUUAUAUUGCUAAAGUUCAGGCGACUUCUCCAAAAAAUGAAAUUGCUUGAGCGAAAGUUAUCUGCAAAGGUUCUGCUUUCUUUGCUUUUCUUUGGAUUUAUAACAGUUUCUGACAUUUAUUUUCAAAUAUACAGACUGAACAUUGCUGCCACUCUACGUUAAAUCUUUCAAACAAUGCCUCAAAGUUUAGUGUCCAUUGCAUUUUUAGAACUCACGGUAGCAUACAUUAUUUUGUAGUUGUCUAUUUGUACUUCUGUUAUGCAAACACUGUCUUAUAUUAUUUGGGAGAGAAGAAGAGUGGAACUAAAAUGAGAUCACAGUUAGUGGCUUACAACAUUUUCUAGUAUCAUCCAGUCAUUAAUGUGGUGAUGCAAAGGUGGUCCUUUUCACUGUUGUUUAGGCAGAACAAUGGUUUGGUGAUUAUAAAAGAUACUAGAAAGGUAUGUUCCUCACUGCUGAGUCAGGGCAUUAUCCACCCAUCCUUGAAUUGGGAGAAAAUUGAAUUGCCAUCUUAUUUUAUUUCCUGCCUUUGCUUUCAGUCACAGUCAGUUGCUUGCCUUCUCUUCAAGGUAACAGUCUUAGAUUUUACAGUGUUGAAGCUGCAGUUUGAUGGUGUUUGAAUAAGGGAAGAAAUGCAGCUAAGGAUGACUUCAACCUUACCCUACUUGUGAGUAAAGGACAGAGACUGAGAAAAAGGCUAUUUCAAGAAAAAAGAAGAAGAUGAUGCCAGGACAUGGUGCCAUAAUUAGAUGCAAUUAGGAAAAAACCCAAAGUUACCAGUAAGGCUGCCUAAGACCUUCAGGAAAAAAAAACAGAAAUAAGCUGUGCCAGUUUGGAAUCUGGAAAGUGGGCAGUGUGAAUAAUCUAUAUAAUAGUAAUAUGUCCUUAUGGUAUCUCCUAUCACAUUCUAUUAUUACAAUUCAAGAUUAUGAUAAUUGUAUCCAUUGAUAGGACACGUCCCAGAUCUUAUAAAAUUGUUCAUCAUCUUGUUCUCUAAUUUCAAAUGUCAAUUUCCUCAUUUCAGAACAUUCCAUUGUUUUUCAAAUAACUUCCUCCUGCGUUGGUAUUUUCUCAUUUUUCCAUUUUUUUGCAAAUACAAUUCUAGCUGCUGUUAAGAUAUUUACGAUAAAAUAUUUCAAGUCUUUAUUGUAUGUAUCUGGUAUGAUACCCAAUAAAAAAGUCUGGUUUAAA